This is a messenger RNA of Acinonyx jubatus (cheetah), 2721 nucleotides long. It is a transcript of the gene CCNG2, whose product is annotated as cyclin G2. Gene Ontology annotation, molecular function: cyclin-dependent protein serine/threonine kinase regulator activity. The transcript is spliced from 8 exons. Gene Ontology annotation, biological process: regulation of cyclin-dependent protein serine/threonine kinase activity; mitotic cell cycle phase transition. The record is from RefSeq and is a predicted model, not a curated record. Gene Ontology annotation, cellular component: nucleus; cytoplasm; cyclin-dependent protein kinase holoenzyme complex. Lineage: Eukaryota; Metazoa; Chordata; Mammalia; Carnivora; Felidae. The coding region runs from base 366 to 1397 and encodes 343 amino acids.
CCCUUGGGGGCGUCGAAAACUCAAAACAAAAACAAGGGGUUUGGUUCGGCCUCCGCUGUGGAGGCGGCGGUGCCCGCAAAGGGCCAGGGUUAGAAGGGUCGGCACUGCGCCCCAGCCGGAGGGUGGGCGCACGGGGAGCGGGAUGAAGCUCCGGCUGUGAGGCCGAGGCGGAGGUGGCAGUGGGGGGGGAAGGGUCCGAUGCCGGUCCGGGGGCACCGCUGAGGCGGCGGGUCCCCGACCUCCGGAGACAGGUUCGGACGCCCCCGCCGUGCCCAGUCCUCACCGGACCGUGACUCCGCGGGCCGGUGGAGGCUCCUCUCCGGCACGGAUACCUACUCUAACUGUGCGUGGUGUCUUUGCUGCAGAUGAAGGAUUUAGGGGCAGAGUAUUUGGCGGGUCGUGAAGGGGUCCAGCUCUUCGGAUUGUUGAACCUCUAUUUAGAACAGGAACAGAGAUUCCAACCUCGAGAAAAAGGGCUGAGCUUGAUCGAGGCUACACCGGAGGAUGAUAACACUUUGUGUCCAAGAUUGAGAAAUGCCAAAGUAGAAGAUUUAAGGAGUUUAACAAACUUUUUUGGAUCUUGCACUGAAACUUUUGUCCUGGCUGUCAAUAUUUUGGACAGAUUCUUGGCUCUUAUGAAGGUGAAACCUAAACAUUUGUCUUGCAUUGGAGUCUGUUGUUUUUUGCUGGCUGCUAGAAUAGUUGAAGAAGAAUGCAAUAUUCCAUCCACUCAUGACGUAAUCCGGAUCAGUCAAUGUAAAUGUACUGCUUCUGACAUAAAACGGAUGGAAAAAAUUAUUUCAGAAAAAUUGCACUAUGAAUUGGAAGCUACUACUGCCUUAAACUUUUUGCACUUAUACCAUACUAUCGUACUGUGUCAUACAUCAGAAAGGAAAGAAAUACUGAGUCUAGAUAAACUAGAAGCUCAACUGAAAGCUUGCAACUGCCGACUUACCUUUUCAAAAGCAAAACCAUCUGUGUUAGCUUUGUGCCUUCUCAAUUUGGAAGUAGAAACUUUGAAAUCCAUUGAAUUACUGGAAAUUCUUCUGCUUGUUAAAAAACAUUCCAAGGUUAAUGACACCGAGUUCAUUUACUGGAGGGAGUUGGUUUCUAAAUGCUUAGCUGAAUAUUCUUCUCCUGAAUGUUGCAAACCAGAUCUUAAGAAAUUGGUUUGGAUUGUUUCAAGGCGCACAGCCCAGAACCUCCACAACAGCUACUAUAGUGUUCCUGAGCUGCCAACAAUACCAGAGGGGGGUUGUUUUGAUGAAAGUGAAAGUGAGGACUCUUGUGAAGAUAUGAGUUGUGAAGAGAGUCUCAGCAGCUCCCCUUCCAGCGAUCAAGAGUGCACUUUCUUUUUCAACUUCAAAGUGGCACAGACAUUGUGCUUUCCAUCUUAGAAAUGUAAUUGUUCUGUGUCAGAAUUUAAAGUGCGUAUACAGGUUUCAAAGCAAUAAAUGGGGGAGUAGGUAGUUUUCUGGUCCAUCCCCCAUCUAGGCAGGAAUCGCAUAGACUAGAAUACCUACCUUCUAUUUAUUAUUCAGAUCAGAUCUGGCCUAUUUUCAUAUUUAAUCCUAAGCCAUCCAAUGGGUUAGUGCCUCGUAAACAAUUAACAAUGUUUUACACAUUGGCACUUUAUUUUUCUCAUUGAUCUUUAGCUACUUGGGGAAGGAGGGAAGGUGCUGAUACCUUCAAUUUAUUACUUUUCAAGAAGAUUUUUAAAGAUGAAUAGUGUAGCUUAUCUUAAACUUUUUAUAAAGCCUUCACGUGUCUUUCUUUAAACAGAUUGGGAGCAUAAAAGUGCUUCCUCAGCAGGGACAUUGGAUAAUCCUUUAAUGGUUUAUCAUAGAUCUCCCCUACUUUCCAUUCUCAGAACAGAGAAUAUGCUCUUAAAUGUCAGACAACUUUUUUUGUUGCUUUGUUUUCUAAAUGAUCACUUACUCUCUGAUGCAGACUCUAUAAACUUAGGAAUUAUAAUAGUGACAUUUCCGUGAAUUUUAGUAUAUAAUGUGUUAAUUGAGGUUUCUGCUAAAGCAGAAAUCAUUGGCAGGCUAGGGUUGUUAGAUAGUUGCAUUUCUAAUGCCUAAGUAUUGUCAGACUAUAGUAUUAUUUUAAUGUUAUUAAAACAAUCCAUAAUCUAUUAGUUAUGCAUGCAUCUAUAUGAAAGCAGUACAGGAAGUUGAAGAGAACUAUAGGUAACUGGAAUGAUAAAUGUUGAUCUUUGUAGCAUAUUUUAUUUCAUUUUCAUAUUAAAAAAAGUCUGCAUGAUUAUGUUUUAUUCCCUUUAUAAUUCACGUUUUAAAAAUAUUGGUAUUAGUGUAUGGGUGCCAAGACUGAACAUGAAGUAAAAAAAAAAAAAAAAGUUAAGUGUUUGUAGCAUUCUAGUUUUAAGCAUAUCUGUGUGGUGGUACAGCCAUGAGAAUAGGGAUUUACAAACUCUGUACACUUGGGAUUUUGUACAGAGAAUUUUUUUUAACUUUAUAAAUUGUAUAUGAAAAUGUAAAUCUUUAAAAAUGUACAUAAAAAUACUGUAUUUUUUUACCUUGUGUGUGUGGUAGUCUAGUCAUUGCAUGUAAAUAUAAUUUAUUGUGUAUUCUGUUAUUCUAAAUAAUACAUUGAUGACUUUUUAAAUGGUCAGUCAACAUCCAUUGGAUGUUUUCUGAAGUGAAUCUUUUUGAAGUAAUGAUAGAUUACAACUCAAAAUAAAAAGAUUAAUGAAUUAUA